UCUCCCCUCCCGGCUCCCUGGAUCCGCGCCGGGAGGAAAUGAUGUGUUGCUGCCUGGUUAAUCACAGCUCCAGACACUCAUUGGCCGAGCGCUCCGCAGCCACUUCCUCCUCCUCCUCCUCCCGCUCCUCCCGCUCCGGCUCCUGCUCUUUGCAGCCGCCGCCGCCGCCGCAGCCUCCCCCUCGGCGCUGGGGGAACUUUUCUACUCUCUGUGACGGUCUCCCCCACCGCCCCCGGGGGCAAGUCCCGCUGGUCCGCCCGCCCCGCCCGCGACCGUGCUCCCAGCCCGAGCCUCUGCGCCUCGGGAAGUUUAUUCCGCCCGCCCUCCUCCCCUUCCUCCUCCUCUUCACCCCGCCUCCCCGCCCUCCCCCGGCUCUUUCCCCCGGGUGGCUGCCGCUGCCGCCGCUGCCGCUGCCAGCCUGCUCCUCGGCCAGCCGCGCCGGCCCCAGGGCUGGGAAGCCCCCGGCCCCACGCACCGCUCCGCUGCAGCCGCCGCAGCCGCAGCCGCAGCCGCCGCCGCUCUGGGCCGGCCCUCGGUCUCCGGCUGCCGGCCCCGCAGAGUUCCGGGCUCCCUCGCCGGCUGCACCGCCCCGCCCCGCCCCGCGCCGCCCCGCGCCGCGCAGACCUGCAGCGCCCGGCUGCCUCGCACUCCGCCUCCCCCGGCUCAGCCCCCGGCCGCGGCGGGACCCGAGUGAUACUCAACUCCCAGCUGCUCAUUUGAGCCACCUGGAGAGUUGGGACAAUGGCCAUCCUCCAUUUCCACCAGAGAGCACUCUUCAAGCACUUUCAAUGUACAGCCAAGGGGUAGAUCUGCCACCCGCAUUAUUUUGCUUGGAGAGUCAUUGGCAUCUCAAGACUUCUGGGUUAUUUUCAUUGCAGGUUUGGUUGAACACAUGACAUGAUUCAGUGCAGUCAUGAGUUCACAUGACUCACACAUUAAGUGAUUUCAUGGGUUAAAGUGAUCCCAGCCAGCAAAUGCUAAUAACAGCCAUUUAUUAUUCCUUGGAUCUUCCUACUCUUUUCUUUAACAUUUGUCUUUGGCCAUUGCCUCCUUUCUGUUAAC
Messenger RNA from Rhinopithecus roxellana (golden snub-nosed monkey), 1062 nucleotides. RefSeq names its product vegetative cell wall protein gp1-like. Lineage: Eukaryota; Metazoa; Chordata; Mammalia; Primates; Cercopithecidae. The transcript is spliced from 3 exons. The record is from RefSeq and is a predicted model, not a curated record. Bases 39 to 896 code for a protein of 285 amino acids.